Molecule: messenger RNA, 786 nt
Organism: Miscanthus lutarioriparius
Lineage: Eukaryota; Viridiplantae; Streptophyta; Magnoliopsida; Poales; Poaceae
Source: the annotation of a GenBank genome assembly
AUGAAUGGGAAGAGUACAAGUAACAAGAUGGGAAUGGGUGCAUUGAGUACAUCUCAGAAAUUUAUUAGUCCACAUCCACAAAAAAUUCAUGAUCUUGACAAAACUGACUCAGAAGUCACUGCUAGCUCUGGCAAGCCAGAGACUGACAAUGCUGAAGCAGUGUCUGCUGAUCAACCAGGGAGCCUUAUUGAAGCAGAUUCAGAUUUCAAAGAAUGGAAUGCCUUGUAUACCACCCAACUAACUCAAAAAGCAAAGAAAUACCAUGAUGGCAUCAUAAGGCUCAUGCAAAUUGGCUCACACGCAAGGCAGAUUGUUUUGCUGGAUGAAUAUGGUGAAAAGCUUGGCAGCAGAUACCUCAAGUCAGUUGAAUCUGUUGAAAAGCCUAGACACUCUUCGAAGGAGGCUUUGAGUCAGACAGGACUGAGAAAUGAAGAGAAUACAAGUGACAAACUGAGUGGAAAAAGUAAAUCACCAAAGUUUGUUAGUCCAUUCAAGUGCCAAGAUCUUCGGAAGAGUCACUGGGAAAGCACUACAAGCUCCAAUAGGCCACAGAUUGGCCCAACUUCCAGUAACUUGGAUGCUCCACCAAAUUUCAAUGAUCCUUGGAGUAAAUCAGACGGCAAUGUCAAUAGAAGGGCUGACUGUAGUGAAUCAGCAUUUGGUAUCAUGGAUGAUCCGCUUAAAUUUAGUCACAUACAGAGGGCCACAGCUACCAAUCCUUGUCCUGCAUUUGGCAAAUUAAGUUCUACCAGGGAUCUGCCACAGUUUCAUGGUACUGGAGCUUAA